Molecule: messenger RNA, 1872 nt
Organism: Melampsora larici-populina 98AG31
Lineage: Eukaryota; Fungi; Basidiomycota; Pucciniomycetes; Pucciniales; Melampsoraceae
Product: multi-copper oxidase laccase-like protein
Exons: 23
Coding region: 1-1872 (623 amino acids)
Molecular function (GO): copper ion binding; oxidoreductase activity
Source: RefSeq, a predicted model, not a curated record
AUGCCAGGCUAUAGUUUAGACCAGAGAAUAAUUGUGGUUUCUUCAUUACUCUUCAUUCUCUUCUUAUCUUGCUAUGCUUCUGUUACGGUCAACUCUUCAGAGCUUUACCUCUCCGCAGACUUCAACAUUACCUCGACUGCUCAAACCAGGAACUACGCGUGGACUCUGACUAAUGAAACGGCGGCUCCAGAUGGAUACACCAGAAAUAUGCUUCCAUAUUCAUCAGGUCGCGAUGUUUUUGAGGCGAGAGCUGACAGAAUUUCUAAAAAUUUCUCCGUCUUGGUUUUGAAGGAAGGGGAUACAAUCAAUGUUGCAGUCACAAAUUCCUUGAGUGACUCUGUUUCUAUUCAUUGGCACGGCAUUUAUCAAAAUGGUACGGCAUGGAUGGAUGGUGUUACUGGUGUGACCCAGUGCCCAAUUCCAGCUGGUAGCACCUUUACGUAUACAUUUACCAUCAGCAGACAAUAUGGCACAUUCUGGUAUCAUGCGCACUCUCAGAACUACGCGGCGGACGGUCUGGCCGGGCCACUCAUUGUUCACAGUGUGAAUGAUCCGUUAGUAAGAGGGGUUGAUUAUGAUCAAGAUGUGAUACUUUUCAUGAACGAUUGGUAUCAUAACAUGGGCGCCCAGAUUUUGGAAGAGCAACUUUCACCCGAGGGUUACAUGGGUUCAUCUGCAGCACCAUCUCCUAAUUCGGCUUUGAUCAAUGGUAUCGGAUAUUUCGAUUGCACGAAUGCAGAUAAUGGUUCAACAUGUACAACUCCAACGGAUUAUUUGACAUUUGAUCUUAAUGCUGGUCAGAAAACUAGACUUCGCCUCAUAGAAGGUGGAUCUCAUGCUCUUUUUCGAGUAUCAGUUGAUGAGCAUACACUCAAUGUGACAGAGGCAGAUGCAACUGGAGUGGCCGGACCAACAGCAAUUCAUCGGGUUCCCUUUCAUAAUGGAGAAAGGUACAGUGUAAUUCUUGAUUUAAGCAAUGAUACCGUUGGAAAUACUUUCUAUCUUAGAGCAGCCAUGGACACAGAUUGCUGGGCUUGGCUUGCACCUGGAAUGACUGGAGAUGCAGCAACCGCUCGAGCGAUAAUCAGAGUAGUCAAUUCUACGGCCACUACUUAUAAUACAACAAUUACAACUCCAACUUCCACUGAUUGGUCCGAUACUGUUUCUGGCGAUUGUAUUGACUUGGAAGCUGAUACUUUAGUACCUUUAGUUGCCGAAGAAGCAUGCACAAAUGUCUUGGGGCGCGUAUUCUAUGAGUCAAGUUUUGGAUUUGUGACCUCGACUGUAAACUCAACUACUACCAGCAGAGGUCGAUUUUUCGUCAAUGAUACAACCUGGUUAACUUAUACCUAUCAACCUUUGUUAAGUGAACUGAUCUCAGGAGGACAAGGAUACCUUAAUACUUCAGAAGUCGCCGCGUUUACGAUGGCAACCAAUGGAUGUUAUGAUAUCGUUAUCAACAAUCUCGAUUCUGCACUUGACCAUCCAUACCAUCUUCAUGGAGUUGAUGCCAAAAUCGUAGCGAGUGGAACUGGGGAGCUCAAUACAUCGGUCGCUGAUUCCUUGACCUAUAAUACCACCAAUCCAUUGAGAAGAGACACUCAAGUCGUCGCAGGUGGAUCGUACGUAGUUUUGAGGGUAGUUGCCGACAAUCCAGGUUGUUGGAUCUUACAUUGUCAUAUUGGAUGGCAUCUAGGCGCAGGAUUUGCAGGGGUGGUCGUCAUGAAUCCCACUUCCCUGAGUUCAUUAACAUUACCAGCUGCAAAUCAAGCCCUAUGUGACGGAGCAACUACUGAAACUAUUGACGAUAUUGAGCCCGGGAGGAGAAAACGAAGUUUACCUCGACAAGCAACCUAUCAACUUCAGUCAUGA